Messenger RNA from Aspergillus japonicus CBS 114.51, 807 nucleotides. RefSeq names its product PaaI family thioesterase. Bases 1 to 807 code for a protein of 268 amino acids. The transcript has 2 exons. NCBI's taxonomy places the organism in Eukaryota, Fungi, Ascomycota, Eurotiomycetes, Eurotiales, Aspergillaceae. The record is from RefSeq and is a predicted model, not a curated record.
AUGUUCCGUCUACAUAGAGUCUGCCUAUCGCAGGCGCCUCACCUUACUACUGGAUCACAAUCAAUCGCACGCUAUGCGCGUGCGAACACAAGGGCUCUGAAUACCGCCGCCCAGCCGUCGUUUCUCCGAUCGUCGCCAUGGCCGCGACGAUUGCUUUACAUGGCGAUCUUCGGCACCUGUGGCGCGGCCUUCAUAGGCAGCUGGAUGGAUGAGAAUGUCUCUGCGCCCGCCCUGCCAGGUACGCUCGAGGAUCAGGGACGACUCGAGGGGAUCAAUUCGAAAUUCGAACACUGGCUGCCGAUCGUGCAGAGGUUGCGAGCGAACCCCGACUACGUGGAGGCCGAUGUCUACGGCAAUUUCUCCGAGGACGAGAAGACGCAAAGGCUCACAUCCGGCCCGCUGCGAGGGAGUAGAGGAAUAGGACUUCAGAGGGUCUUUUACAAUGACAAGGAAAAAACGGCCGUCAAUGUCGCAUACCUUGGGCCGGGUCUGGAAGGGUGGCCGACCAUGGUCCACGGAGGAGCGCUCGGUACGAUCAUUGACGAGCAUCUAGGCCGUGUCGCAAUCCGGAAUCUCCCCCAACGCACCGGAGUCACUGCCAAUCUCGAGCUCCAAUACCGGGCACCGGUCUUUUCGAACAACUUCUACACAUUCCAUGCCACUCUGGAUCAGGAGCGAAGUACGGAGCGCAAAGCCUUUGUCCGAGGCGAAGUUCGUGAUAUGGUUGGGAAAUUGUGCGUCGAGGCCAGCGCAUUGUUCGUCGUCCCCAAGAACUACAAGCUCCGUGAAGAUGGGGAGCGCUUCUAG